UCCCCAAGGUCCCUGCGGCCGCCACGAGGGUAUUUAAGGCUCGGAGUCCCUGAAAUCGGCCCAGAGAAGAUGCUGACCCUGCUGAUCGCCGUCCUGUUGGUGGCUGGUGCCUCCGGGUGUGGGCAGCCAGCGUACUCUCCCCACAGCCGUGUGGUGAACGGCGAAGACGCCACGCCUUACAGCUGGCCUUGGCAGGUCUCCCUCCAGUACGAGAAGAAUGGUGUCUUCCGCCACACCUGUGGAGGGUCCCUCAUUGCCCCCAACUGGGUCGUAACAGCUGCCCACUGCAUCUCACGAUCCCGCACGUACAAGGUGGUGCUGGGGGACUACGACCUCACUGUGGAGGAAGGGCCCGAGCAGCACAUCCCCCUGAAUCCCGAAGAGAUUUUUGUGCAUCCCCGCUGGAAUCCCAGCUGUGUGUCCUGCGGCAACGACAUCGCGCUGCUGAGACUCUCCCACCCGGCGCAGCUGAACGACAAAGUCCGCCUGGGCUGCAUCCCCACGGCAGGGUCUGUCUUGCCCAACGGAUACCCUUGCUACAUCACCGGCUGGGGACGCAUUUCCACUGGGGGGCCUCUGCCCGCAAAGCUGCAGCAAGCCCUUCUGCCCGUGGUGGACUACGAGCACUGCAGCCAGCCUGACUGGUGGGGAAGCGUCGUCCGGCAGACCAUGAUUUGCGCUGGGGGAGACAUCCAAUCCGGCUGCAACGGUGACUCCGGCGGCCCCCUCAACUGCCAGGACAAAGACGGCCAGUGGUACGUCCAUGGGAUCGCCAGCUUCGUUUCCGCCUUGGGCUGCAACGCCUUGAAGAAACCCACCGUCUUCACGCGGGUCUCUGCUUUCGACAGCUGGAUUCUGCAGACGCUCAGGGGGCAGUGAGGAAGAGAACGGGCUGACCUCCCAGUGCCAGAAUAAAGCCGUUGUGGAAAUGCCA
Messenger RNA from Python bivittatus (Burmese python), 934 nucleotides. RefSeq names its product chymotrypsin-like elastase family member 3B. Lineage: Eukaryota; Metazoa; Chordata; Lepidosauria; Squamata; Pythonidae. Gene Ontology annotation, molecular function: serine-type endopeptidase activity. The record is from RefSeq and is a predicted model, not a curated record. Gene Ontology annotation, biological process: proteolysis.